GAUGAUAAAUUUUAUCUUAUGUGUAUUUUACCAUGAUUAAAAGUAAAACGUAUAUCUUAAACAAAAAAUCUACUAGUUUUGCAUUUUUGAGAUGAAGAAAUCAGUUUAUAACCAAGAAAUGUAAAAUGUCGUUUAAUCUGUUGACUUCAGAUGAACAGAUUCUUUCUUUCUUUUAGCCUCAUCACGUGAGUACAGCAUUCUUUACAUUGGAUGUUGUGCUUCAGCAUUGCUUUCUUCUGGGGCAACUCCUUAUCCCAUCUUUUUUUCUACCUUUGACUACCCAGAACUCCUACAUUUAAACUUCUUCCCAAAGUUGCUUGUUGGUGGAUUAAAAACAAUUUUUAAUACGAGACAAAUCGUAACUAAAGUUGAAGUAGGCAUAUAAUGCAGUCGGCUGCUGUCUCUUUGUCCAGUGCUCCCACCUGUUACUGGGGACAUUGAAAAAAAUUAUAGAGCAAUCUCUGUGUAUCUGGCAUUGUGCUAGUGUUUCCAAAUAUGUGUUUUUUGAGAGUUGGUUGUUUAUCAGAAAUAGAUCAAGUUGACUAGACUCAAAGAGACUUUUGAUUAUUAUUUUUUAAGAUUGCUUUGUCCAUGGGAGUAUUUUGUUCUUGGAACAAAUUGUAAAUUACUUAAUGAAGAUAAUGUUCCUAAUAAGGGUGUAUUUUGGUGUUUAAAAGUGUGCUUACAUAUGUUUCACUAAUACAGGGAAUUAAUUCUCAGUAUGUGGAUAGCUAUAAUGUCUCCAAAGUGUUCAUUAUGCUGGAUUUGUCAGAUUUAUGUCAUUGGUGGCAAAGCUCAAGAGAGAACAAGCGAGUACGUAUUUCCUUCUGACUGUCUGUAUGACUGUUCAUGGGGACGUGUUCACAGCCAGUGUGCCGAAGCAGCCUAGUGAAAGGAAGACCAUGCAUCAGAAUGUUUGUUUUGAAUAGUUAUUUUUAGCAACGGAUCUAGAAAUCGUAUUUUCAUUUUAGGAUAUACCUUCGUAUUUAUUAUGAGCAUUCCAAAGAGAGUAACUAAUUUUAGGCAUGCAUAUGUGAGUGCAUGUGUACAUUGCGUGCACGUGUGUAUGUGUGUGAGAGAGAGACUGAGUCUGAGACUGUGUGUGAGUGUGAGAGAGAGGGAGAGGGAGGGAGAGGAAAGAAAAAGACAUCCCCUUAAUAGCAGGAGGGGGUAGAGGCUUACUCAGUCUAUUAUCAUAAAGCUCGGCUAAUGUAGCUUCUGAGUCAUGUGACUGCAGAAAAGGCUAUUAUCUCAAUGAAAAGGAAACCGGUUUUUAGAGCAAGCAAUAGAAUAGAAGCAGGAAGAAUUUUCGAGUGUUCCACCAUGCUGGAUUGUCAAAGGGGGAUCUGUCUGAUCAGCAGCUAAAAAAGGAUUUGUGUGGCUAGUUUGUCAGCUAUAUCGUUAGAAACAAAUGAUAGAGGAGAUACACGGCGGGGUGCUCAGCAUGUGCUUAGGUUUACAUCAAGACGUGAUGUUGAUUUGGGUUGAUAGAGGAGCUUUAUCUCUGAGACAAUCAAUUUAUUGCUAAUUGUGGGGGGUUGUUUUGUUUUGAUUAGUGAUGUAUAGUGUUUGUAUUUACAUCCCUGGUGAAGAUAAAGAGAAGCUGCUGAGCUCUGAUUUGAACUGCAGAGGCUGUGGACAAUUACAAGUUGCUGAUAUGUGUUCAAGAUGAGUGGGAUGGGAGAAAAUACCUCUGACCCAUCCAGGGCAGAGACAAGAAAACGCAAGGAAUGUCCUGACCAACUUGGACCCAGCCCCAAAAGGAACACUGAGAAACGUAAUCGUGAACAGGAAAAUAAAUAUAUAGAAGAACUUGCUGAGCUGAUUUUUGCAAAUUUUAAUGAUAUAGACAACUUUAACUUCAAACCUGACAAAUGUGCAAUCCUAAAAGAAACUGUGAAGCAAAUUCGUCAGAUCAAAGAGCAAGAGAAAGCAGCAGCUGCCAACAUAGAUGAAGUGCAGAAGUCAGACGUAUCAUCUACGGGCCAGGGGGUCAUCGACAAGGAUGCGCUGGGGCCUAUGAUGCUUGAGGCCCUUGAUGGGUUCUUCUUUGUGGUGAACCUGGAAGGCAACGUCGUGUUUGUGUCAGAGAAUGUGACACAGUAUCUGAGGUAUAACCAAGAAGAGCUGAUGAACAAAAGUGUGUACAGCAUCUUGCAUGUUGGGGACCACACAGAAUUUGUCAAAAACCUGCUGCCAAAGUCUAUAGUGAAUGGGGGCUCUUGGUCCGGCGAACCUCCUAGGCGGAAUAGUCAUACCUUCAAUUGUCGGAUGCUGGUAAAACCUGUCCCUGAUUCAGAAGAGGAAGGUCAUGAUAACCAGGAAGCACAUCAGAAAUAUGAAACUAUGCAGUGCUUUGCUGUCUCUCAACCAAAGUCCAUCAAAGAAGAAGGAGAAGAUUUGCAGUCCUGCUUGAUUUGUGUGGCGAGAAGAGUUCCCAUGAAGGAAAGACCAGUUCUUCCCUCAUCAGAAAGUUUUACUACGCGCCAGGAUCUCCAAGGCAAGAUCACUUCUUUGGACACUAGCACCAUGAGAGCAGCCAUGAAACCCGGCUGGGAGGAUCUGGUGAGAAGGUGCAUUCAGAAGUUCCACGCACAGCAUGAAGGGGAAUCUGUGUCCUACGCUAAGAGGCAUCAUCAUGAAGUACUGAGACAGGGAUUGGCAUUCAGUCAAAUCUAUCGUUUUUCCUUGUCUGAUGGCACUCUCGUUGCUGCGCAAACGAAGAGCAAACUCAUCCGUUCUCAGACUACUAAUGAACCUCAGCUUGUAAUAUCUUUACAUAUGCUUCACAGAGAACAGAAUGUGUGUGUAAUGAAUCCGGAUCUGACUGGACAAGCCAUGGGGAAGCCAUUGAAUCCAAUUAGCUCUAGCAGCCCUGCCCAUCAGGUCGUGUGCAGUGGGAACCCAGGUCAGGACAUGACCCUCAGUAGCAAUAUAAAUUUUCCCGUAAAUGGCCCAAAGGAACAAAUGGGCAUGCCCAUGGGCAGGUUUGGUGGUUCCGGGGGAAUGAACCAUGUGUCAGGCAUGCAAGCAACCACUCCUCAGGGUAGUAACUAUGCACUCAAAAUGAACAGCCCCUCACAAAGCAGCCCUGGCAUGAAUCCAGGACAGCCCAACUCCAUGCUUUCGCCACGGCAUCGCAUGAGCCCGGGAGUGGCUGGCAGCCCUCGCAUCCCACCCAGUCAGUUUUCCCCUGCAGGAAGCUUGCAUUCCCCCGUGGGCGUUUGCAGCAGCACAGGAAAUAGCCAUAGUUAUACCAACAGUUCCCUCAACGCACUUCAGGCCCUCAGUGAGGGGCACGGGGUCUCAUUAGGGUCAUCGUUGGCUUCGCCGGACCUAAAAAUGGGCAAUUUGCAAAACUCCCCAGUUAAUAUGAAUCCUCCCCCACUCAGCAAGAUGGGAAGCUUGGACUCGAAAGACUGUUUUGGACUUUAUGGGGAGCCAUCGGAAGGUACAACUGGACAAGCAGAGAGCAGCUGCCAUCCUGGAGAGCAAAAGGACACAAAUGACCCCAACCUGCCUCCAGCCGUGAGCAGCGAGAGAACCGAGGCACAGAGCAGUAGGCUGCACGACAGCAAAGGGCAGACCAAACUCCUGCAGCUGCUGACCACCAAGUCCGAUCAGAUGGAGCCCUCACCCUUAACCAGCUCUUUAUCGGACACAAACAAAGACUCCACAGGUAGCUUGCCUGGUUCUGGGUCAACACAUGGAACCUCGCUCAAGGAGAAGCAUAAAAUUUUGCACAGACUCUUGCAAGACAGCAGUUCCCCUGUGGACUUGGCCAAGUUGACAGCAGAAGCCACAGGCAAAGACCUGAGCCAGGAGUCCAGCGGCACAGCUCCUGGGUCAGAAGUGACUAUUAAACAAGAGCCAGUGAGCCCCAAGAAGAAAGAGAAUGCACUACUUCGCUACUUGCUAGAUAAAGAUGAUACUAAAGAUAUUGGUUUACCAGAAAUAACCCCUAAACUUGAGCGACUGGACAGUAAGACAGACCCUGCCAGUAACACAAAGUUAAUAGCUAUGAAAGCUGAGAAGGAAGAGAUGAGCUUUGAGCCCAGUGACCAGCCUGGCAGUGAGCUGGACAACUUGGAGGAGAUUUUGGAUGAUUUGCAGAAUAGUCAAUUACCACAGCUUUUCCCAGACACGAGGCCAGGCGCCCCGGCUGGAUCAGUUGACAAGCAAGCCAUCAUCAAUGACCUCAUGCAACUCACAGCUGACAACAGCCCUGUCACACCUGUUGGAGCCCAGAAAACAGCACUGCGAAUUUCACAGAGCAGAAUGAUUGGUAGCAAUGCCUCUCGGCCCACCAUGCCAUCUGGGGAAUGGGCUCCACAGAGCUCAGCUGUAAGAGUCACCUGUGCUGCUACCACCAGCGCCAUGAACCGGCCAAUACAAGGAGGCAUGAUUCGGAAUCCAACAGCCAACAUCCCCAUGAGACCCAACGGCCAGCCUGGCCAAAGACAGAUGCUUCAGUCUCAGACCAUGAAUAUAGGGCCAUCUGAAUUAGAGAUGAACAUGGGAGGACCUCAGUAUAGCCAACAACAAGCUCCUCCAAAUCAGACUGCCCCAUGGCCUGAAAGCAUCCUGCCUAUAGACCAGGCAUCUUUUGCCAGCCAGAACAGGCAGCCAUUCGGCAGCUCUCCAGACGACCUGCUAUGUCCCCAUCCUGCCGCCGAGUCUCCGAGUGACGAGGGAGCUCUCCUGGACCAGCUCUAUCUGGCUUUGCGGAAUUUCGAUGGCCUGGAGGAGAUUGAUAGAGCUUUAGGAAUACCCGAGCUGGUCAGCCAGAGCCAAGCAGUGGAUCCAGAGCAGUUCUCGAGUCAGGAUCCCAGCAUGCUGCUGGAGCAGAAGGCCCCCGUUUUCCCACAGCAGUACGCGUCUCAGGCACAAAUGGCCCAGGGCAGCUACACUCCCAUGCAAGACCCGAACUUUCACGCCAUGGGACAGCGGCCUAGCUAUGCCACACUCCGCAUGCAGCCCAGACCCGGCCUCAGGCCCACGGGCCUAGUGCAGAACCAGCCGAAUCAGCUGAGACUCCAACUCCAGCAUCGCCUCCAAGCACAGCAGAAUCGCCAGCCACUCAUGAAUCAGAUCAGCAAUGUUUCCAAUGUGAACUUGACUCUGAGGCCCGGGGUACCAACACAGGCACCUAUUAAUGCUCAGAUGCUGGCCCAGAGACAGAGGGAAAUCCUGAAUCAGCAUCUCCGACAGAGACAAAUGCAUCAGCAGCAGCAAGUUCAGCAGCGAACUUUGAUGAUGAGAGGACAAGGGUUGAAUAUGACACCAAGCAUGGUGGCUCCCAGUGGCAUACCAGCAGCCAUGAACAACCCCCGGAUGCCCCAGGCAAACGCACAGCAGUUUCCAUUUCCUCCAAACUACGGAAUAAGUCAGCAACCUGAUCCAGGCUUUACGGGAGCCACGACUCCCCAGAGCCCUCUCAUGUCGCCCCGAAUGGCACACACCCAGAGUCCCAUGAUGCAGCAGUCUCAGGCCACCCCAGCCUACCAGGCGCCCUCAGACAUGAACGGAUGGGCGCAGGGAAACAUGGGCGGAAACAGCAUGUUUUCACAACAGUCCCCACCACACUUUGGGCAGCAAGCAAACACCAGCAUGUACAGUAACAAUAUGAACAUCAAUGUAUCCAUGGCGACCAACACCGGUGGCAUGAGUAACAUGAACCAGAUGACAGGACAGAUCAGCAUGACCUCAGUGACCUCCGUGCCUACGUCGGGGCUGUCCUCCAUGGGUCCCGAGCAGGUUAAUGAUCCUGCUCUGCGGGGAGGCAGCCUUUUCCCAAACCAGCUGCCUGGAAUGGAUAUGAUUAAGCAGGAGGGAGACACAUCACGGAAAUACUGCUGACACUGAAAGUAGCUGGUUGCUUCUUUCUUCAGCUGACCGGGCUCACUUACUUAAGACACUUCCCAAUCUGGAGAGCUGUGUCUAUUUGUUUUGACCCAACUGACUUGCCAGCCGGUUCUGCCAGAGCCAGAUCAGCAGACAGGCCUGGGCCUGGCUCCCAGAAUGGAGUCUACUCGGCGUUUGCAGGAGGAGCCGCUGCCUCUUCUCUUGACAGUCUGAAGCUCACAUCCAGACAGUCGCUCAGUCUGUUCACUGCAUUCACCUUAGUGCAACUUAGAUCUCUCCUGCAAAGUAAAUGUUGACAGGCAAAUUUCAUACCCAUGUCAGAUUGAAUGUAUUUAAAUGUAUGUAUUUAAGGAGAACCAUGCUCUUGUUCUGUUCCUGUUUGGUUCCAGACACUGGUUUCUUGCUUUGUUUUCCCUGGCUAAUCAGUCUAGUACAAAAAGACUAAGAUUUCAUCUGGGGAAAAAAAAAAAAAGAAUUAAAAGAAAAAAUAAACUAAAGGUAUUUUAAACUAAAACCUGCAUUUGGGUUGGAAGCAGGGCAGACACCGUGGACAGCGCUGUAUGUACAGACACACCCAAUGAGUGAAGACCAAUAAAGUCAAAGUUGUAUCUUUGUAGAAAGCUCUAAAGACCAUGUUGAAAAGCAUUUCCAGUUAUUGAACAGAUGAAAAGGAGCCUGUGAGAGGGCUGUUAAUAUUAACAAGUAUUUUUCUUUUUUCUCCUUUAUUAAAACCAAACUAGUUCACCUAAAUCGUAAGCCAAGAAAUAUUUUUCAUUUCUAAAUUAAAUUCCUUUUAGAUUGAUCAGACAGCUGGAAUUAGCAUCUCUGCUACCCGCUGUGAUCCUGACUCCUCCCUUCCCCUUUCUGCCUUCCCCCAAUCUUUCCUCCUCUCAUUAAAAAAAUAAUAUAAGCUACAGAAACCAGGUAAGCCCUUUAUUUCCUUAAAUGUUUUGCCAGCCACUUACCAAUUACUAACUAUUGAAUUUCAGAAAAAUGCAUUUACUAGCAAGGAGAAGAGCAAAGUUAACACUUGAUACCAGUCAAGCUAAGGACACCUGCUUUGGAAGCAUGUUUAUUCUGUUCCCCAGCAACUCUGGCCUCCAAAAGGGGAGAAAAUACUAGUGUGUUUAAAUUGACAGCAGACAUCACGACAGAUUUAACCUCUGCCAUGUGUUUUUUAUUUUGUUUUUUAGCAGUGCUAAUUAAGCCGAAGUUUUGUAAGGUACAUAAAAUCCAAUUUAUAUGUAAACAAGCAAUAAUUUAAGUUGAGAACUUAAGUGUUUUAAUUGUAUAAUUUUUGUGAGGUAUACAUAUUGUGGAAUUGACUCAAAAAUGAGGUACUUCAGUAUUAAAUUAGAUAUCUUCAUAGCAAUGUCUCCUAAAGGUGUUUUGUAAAGGAUAUCAAUACCUUGAUUAGACCUAAUUUGUAGACUUAAGACUUUUUAUUUUCUAAACCUUGUGAUUCUGCUCAUAAAUCAUUUAUCUAAUCUAUAUGAUAUGCAGCUGCUGUAGGAACCAAUUCUUGAUUUUUAUAUGUUUAUAUUCUUUCUUAACCUUAGAAAGACUACAUGUUACUAAGCAGGCCACUUUUAUGGUUGUUUUUCUUGUCCACUCUGGUAGGGGAAUAAUCUUUUAUUAAUUGGUGUCAGUUUCAAACAACUGCAAUACCAAGAAACUGAUGACCUUUUUUGAGCUAUUUCUCCUCAACCCCUGAUACACAUACCUUUCUUACCUAAAUUUCAGAAUGAUAUCUUUUUGAUGUCUAAAAAGCAAAGCAUUUUAUAAUAUCUCAUUAGCCAGGCUUUUUAGGAACAGAGAAGUUUUUCCUUGAAAUUUGAUUGUUUGUUUAUUUGUGGCAGGGUGAAAAAUGUACAGACUACCCCUAUUUAUAUCUCUCUCUAUAUGUACAGAUUAUGGAAAUAUGGAAAGAGAUAUAGCCCAAAGAUAAAUGGUAAGUCAGUCUGAAAGUGUUGCUCCAUACUAAAGAAACUUUCUGGAAAUUUGCAUUUCGAGACUUUUUUUCCACUUGAGAGGGAUCUCAAUACAGGGAGGUGGCCAAGGAACAGCACUUCUCAGUGGCCACCAGUUCACAUAUCCCCUCAAAAGGCUCUACUUUUCUCCACCAAACCAUUGGGUUGCCCAACUGUGAUGGAAGAGACGAGCAGAUGUUGGCCCAGAACUCCAGGACCCUCCUCCGUGGGACGAGGCUGUGUGGCACACAGUGUCAUGUGACCAGUCUUAAAUUAAUUUUUAGAAAUACGUGAAUUAGAAUGACUUUAACUUCACACAGCACAAAAGAGAAACAGAGUUUGAGCUGGCUUUUUGUUUUAAGUCCCUCUUUACUAUAACACUGUCCAAAACUAUCUUAUGUCUCUUGUCGUCCCUCCAUCCGCCCACUGUGUUUACUAUCAAUCCCAUUCAGACAAAUCUCUGCAAACCUUGAUACUGGUAAUUUGCAGUAGUUCAUGAUCAUUACUGUUUUGAAGGAAAAGAGAUGAUAAAUUCUCUACGGUUUGGAUCAGGUAAUGGAUUUUGUUUCACAUCUAAUUAGGAGAAGAACAGUAAGCGAGGGAAUCUCCUCUGAUCAUAUUGAUCACUAUAGAAGCAAAAGCCAAAUCAGUUCCCUUCAUCAUCAGUAUUUCUUAUGCUGUACACAAUAAAUUUGUUAGACUGAGUACUUGGUUUUUGUUUAAUAGAACAAAUAAUCAGUGUUUUACUUAUAUUACUAAAUGUGAAAAACAUAAUGUGAAAAGUAUACAUACAUUAACUUGGUUGUAAAGCUCAUUUAAGUGUUCAUGUAAUGUGGUAAGUUUAAAAAGUGAAGUGAGCUGUUUCACUACAAUGAAUUCAUCCUACUCAAAGAUUAAACUGCCCCUCCUCCAUGUGUAUCUCUUACGGCCGGUAAUAAUUGAAAGCAAUGUUUUUGCAGUUUAUAUAAUGCAAUUUUUAAUCUGUGUUCAAAAAUGGAGUUCAUAUGGGCUUAACACAUGAAAUGGGUGGCACAUAUCCACUUGCAGAACCCAAAGAUACACAAUCAAUUUUGAAAUGCAACUUAAGCCAUUAAUUGUUGGUGUGAAUUUAAAAUUUUCUAGUGUUUGUAUGGUAGUAUGCUGCCUAAGAGCAAAGUAUUCUCUGCACAAAAGAAAAUUACUGUAGUGGCUUCGAUUUUAAUUAGAAUUUUCUCCCUGGUGUUUCUUUAUAGACUAAAACAAAAUCUUUUAAGUUUCUUACUACAGGUAAAAGCUAUGUGCAAGAACCUCAAAAUGCUAAAAUCUAGCAUAAUGCCUUAGAUCUGUUUUUAAGUCUUGUAUAUUCCUACAUAGCUGUCCGAUGUAUUAUAUUUGUAUAGUGAAUUGUGUACAAUUUUUGAAUAAGUACAUCAUCACUUAACCUUUAUGUUCUUGAAUAGUGAUGAUGAUACAUUUCUUCAAACAUUUAACUGUCAUUUUUUUUCUUUGUCAUUCGUGGGUUUUAUUUGUACAGUUCCUCAUGAAGUUGCAUCUGAGAUGUGUGUAUAUGAAAAGAUUAUACAAGGGUAAAAUUAAGCAAUAUAUUAACUAUGGUUCUUCAGGAGAAAGCUUACAGUGUUUCAGGUUGUGAUUUAUUUUCAAAAUGGAGUUGACUCUGAACAUCACUUUGUUCACCUGCAUUGAUGUUUGUAUUUCUAGUGUGAGCAGUUUAUGCAAAGGUAGAUAUAUUCAGAGAAAUUUUAAAUACAUUUAUGCAAGUUAAUAUUGCUUUGCUGAUGCUAUUUGCUUAUUUGAUGUUAAAUAAUGCUAUUGUAAAUAAAGAAUUCUGUUGUUAUUGCAUCAUUUAAUAAAUUUUAAUGCCUUCGGGUUUUACAUGGCUUUAGAGAUUUUA
Molecule: messenger RNA, 9726 nt
Organism: Microcebus murinus (gray mouse lemur)
Lineage: Eukaryota; Metazoa; Chordata; Mammalia; Primates; Cheirogaleidae
Source: RefSeq, a predicted model, not a curated record